AUGCCGCGCCGCCAAUUUGUGGCUGACCUUGAAAAGGUUCAGAACGGCCAACUUCCUCCUGGAAUUUCUGCAGUUCGUGCUGGCGAGGAUGAUGGUCAGAUCGAGUUCUCUUUUGCAGGAGCGCCCACUCCACUGACCGAUGGACCGGUUACUGUGACAGCCAUGGUCCCAGACCUGGGUGAUUAUCCUAAAUCACAUGAAUACUACAUUUUUGGUGGCGAGGACGCCCCUCGAGACAUCAGUGCAGCUCUUGGCUCGAUUCGUGGCAUCAACAAGAAGACGGUGUUCGAAAUGCUUGACAUCGUCGCCAGCACACUGUGUAGAGUGCAGCCUGACCAAGACGGCGACUCACAAAUGCUAGAGGACCAGCACGAGGUCGACGAGGACGAGGAAGAGGAAAUGGUCGAUGACGACGACGACGACGACGACGACGGCGAUGUCUAUGAUUCGGACCAUGAAAUAUUCGACGUCGACACACCUGCGCACAAUCCAGCCUUCGCCACAAAGACAGUUCACACAACUCCGGACCGCACGUUCAGACAGCGAAUUCGCGAUGAUCUCCGCGUCACAAAGGCUGCGGGCUUCAAAGUCGGUCAUCUGGGCCAUCUGCUUGACGGCAACUCAAGUUAUGUUGCCGUGGCCAUUCGGAUUGCAAAGCUCGGCAUCUCAGAAGAAGCCAUGCAAGCAUGGCAGAUCGAGCCCAAUGAGUACCUGACUCUGCUGAUCCAAUAUCCCAACGGCUACAAGACCAACGAGCAGUUGCAGGGUUUCGAAGCACUUCGUUUGGCUCCCAACCUUGCAAUACGGGUGGUAGUAGGGAAGCGCCCAAAGCCGACGAUACAAGAAGCCAUCAAAGCGUUCACAAACGUUCGUAAGACUGAGCGCAGCAGCAUCAGCAGCACGGACCUACCAUCGGCUGACGAACUGGACACCGAGGAUUCGUCGAUCCGCGACACAUUCAUCUCGAAGCCAUUGAACGCACUUCUGCAGGAGCGCUUCGUGCCUAUUCUUCGAUCCCGAAGCAUGGGAUUGGACUGGAGAGGCGCAGAGCGCUGGUAUGACGAGAUGCAGGCCACUGCUGGCCCACAAGCAAAUGCCGAUGUGGUUCCUGACCAGCUGUAUGUGCCAGAGCCGGUCAAUGAUGCUCUUCCAGAAAUUGUACGGGCAGACCACUAUCAAGCCGCUGGUGUUGUACAGUUUUCUUUUCCGUUGCUCGCCAUGCAGUUUACACUGCGCCACUUUGUGCGCUGCACCGACUUCUGCUUGGUCUGCCACCGCAAGUUGGAGUCCGACGUUGAAGCAAUCAAGCCCUACGUAUGCGACAAGCCACUGUGUCUGUAUCAGUACAUGGCCAUCGGCUUAGGGCCGAGCAUCGAGCAUGAAGUGAUCGCGCAGCCGUACGUCGUCGAUCUGUUGGUCUCGUUUUGUUACAGCAGCGCGGCGAACCGGAAGCUGAAAGACUUCCCUGAUGGACUCUCACUGACAGUUCCCCCUGUUGGCGCCAACGACUACAAUCCUCUGGGCUCCGAGUACCUUCCCGGACGCCAUGGCACAAAGGCUGAGAGCCCUUCUAAGGUUCAGCGCCAGAACCAACCAUUUCCAGUGUUCGAAGUUGGAUUCGACCAAGCUGCGCGCGAACUGAUUUUUUUCGACCGACCUGACGCAUGCCCUGUUCGCCGAGGCGAUUGGAUUCUGCUCAAUGCCUCUUCCAUGGAAGGACAAGACCUGCAUUGCCGAGUUUCUGACACCACGUAUUUUCCUACCAUUUCUGUUGAUCCUCCAAUCGUCUUGAACCAACAGCGCACAAAUCCUCGUGGGCAGGGCGGGGAUCUGCAAACACCGACCAUGACGCCCAUAUCAACAAGAAGUGGCAGCCCGGCGCAAGCGACCGAGAAGUGGGUAAACGCAACUUUCCAGGUGUAUGCGCAAGACUUUAGCAGUCUCGAUGCUAACGGCAAGUGCCUCGCGAUUUGUCGCUUGCUGGAUACUCUACCAGCGGUAACAGAAAUGCGCAGCUAUCUGAUCAAGCGGCAACCAGCCGAUCUCCAGAGCUGGUCGGAUCGCAUCUCCUCGUCUGCUCUGAGCUUGCUGAGGUGGAUCAUCGCAAGCAACAGAUCGUGCAUUAUGCAAGUUGAUGGCAAUGACUCAGUCACGGGUGACGGAACGGUGUCCACUGCUGGAGCAUCCACUGUCUUUGGAAAGACGCAGGAGCGGUGUUAUGGUAUGAAAGACUACAUGCAAUUUCGCUUCGCGAUGGGUGCCCCAGACAAAGAGCAGCGAUUCAUCACCGAAGUGCGCAACACUGCGACCCGUCUCAAACUCCAGCAUCAGACCAUCUUUGCCUGGCAUGGAUCGCCACUGUACAACUGGCACGGGAUCAUUCGAGAAGGCUUGCACUACAAGAACGCAGAUCACGGCCGUGCUUACGGGGACGGUGUCUACCACGCGAAAGAUGCCUCCACAAGCACCGGAUAUUCUGGCAUGAACUAUUAUGGUUACGGAGCCAACACCACCAUCCGCGGAGCAUGGCCAAGCAGUGUUCUGAAGAUAUCGUCGGCUUUGGCACUGAACGAAAUUGUCAAUGCUCCAGCAGAAUUCCAGUCUCAGAAUCCAUAUUAUGUGGUCAAGCAACUCGACUGGAUCCAAACGCGGUACCUCUUUGUACAAGUGGCGCCAAAGAAUGAGAAUGUCAAGAUCGGGCCAGAGGUUAUGCCCCAGAAUCCUCAUCCUCAGGAUCCUGCUCGGACUCCUACUGGUGUUGAUAGAAAUUCGGCCAUCGUCAUACCUGCAUCUGCAAUCAAGUCCGGAAAGAGGCCUGCACCGGCUUCGCCGCCGGGCACACCCUCGCUGGCCAAGAAGAUCAAGUCUUUUGCGUUUGCGAAGCAGAAGUACAGUGGUAAAGCUGCAGACCCCGUAGUAAUCGACGAGGACGAUGAUGUGCAAAGCAUCAUGACCGACAUAGAAGACAGGGACCUCUUGAAAGACGAACUCGAAGAAUCUCAGGCGCCUCGUGUCAAUGGGAACUCACUGUCCAAGCAAGUCGUAUCUCCACCAAAGACCGACUUUGUUCCAGGCUCGCUAGAUUUUGGCACUUUACCUAUCAUGCCCAUGCCCACCUACGCAACUCCGUCUGCAACGAAGCGCCUCAUGCAAGAGCUACAGUCACUUCGAAAAGUGCAAGAAUCCACGCCGCUGGUGGAUCUUGGGUGGUACAUUGACGUUGAAAAGAUCGACAAUGCUUACCAAUGGAUCGUGGAGCUACACUCUUUUCACACCAUCGAGAUCAAUGGCAAGAAGCUACCGCUUUCGGAGGACAUGAAGAAGCGUGACAUCAAGAGCGUUGUUCUUGAAAUUCGCUUCAACAAAGACUUCCCGUUCACGCCACCAUACGUUCGCGUAAUUCGCCCACAUUUCAAGACCUUCGCACAGGGUGGAGGCGGCCACAUCGUCAUGGGAGGGGCGAUGUGCAUGGAGAUGCUGACGAAUACUGGCUGGUCGAGCGUCCUGUCGAUGGAGUCAGUGCUGAUGUCGAUCCGCAUGAACAUCGCAAGCGAGCCCUUUGCCCGCCUCGAGGGAGGAGCUAGCCGUGACUACGGUGCAGUUGAGGGUGCUGAGGGAUACAUACGUGCUUGCCAGACUCACGGCUGGGAAGUUCCACCCGGCUUCAGGGAGAUGGCGUUCAGCGAUACGAAGCAGUAGAGUGGUCAAUCGACUUUCAGCAUAGAACUUGUACAAUACGACGAAGAGUCCUCGGGAGUACAGAAACGCAAACGGACGAGCUCUUGAUAGCAUGGUGAUGAAUUAGCGAGGCGCUAUGGAGAAAAUUGGGACACAUUUUGGGGAAGGGACGUUUCAUCGCAAGGCAACUUUUGGUAGACACAUACACAGGCAGAAACGCUCUUUCAACAAAAUGGAACUUAUAGUUUGGACAG
Molecule: messenger RNA, 3932 nt
Organism: Cercospora beticola
Lineage: Eukaryota; Fungi; Ascomycota; Dothideomycetes; Mycosphaerellales; Mycosphaerellaceae
Molecular function (GO): NAD+ poly-ADP-ribosyltransferase activity
Source: RefSeq, a predicted model, not a curated record